Messenger RNA from Closterium sp. NIES-65, 1311 nucleotides. Lineage: Eukaryota; Viridiplantae; Streptophyta; Zygnematophyceae; Desmidiales; Closteriaceae. The record is from the annotation of a GenBank genome assembly.
AUGGCAACUCUUCGCUCCGUGUUCAUCCUCGCAUUGGUCCCCGCACUCUACGCCGCGGCUGCGCCAAAGCAGCGGGGCGACGUCACUGCUGGGGGAAGCGCAGCCGUGGACGCGGCGAGUUGGGGCCGCAAGCUGCUGGAAGCGAGCGGCGGUGCGGACGUGCACGUGGGUGGCGAGGAGGAGGAGGUGCGGGAGGUGACGGACGGGCUGGACGAGGCGGUGCGGGUGCUGCUUGCUUCAGAUGUGUGGGAGCGGAUGAAGAAGCAGAACCCGAACUUAGGCAACUUGAAGAAGUAUGUGCCACAUAAGCCGGUCUGGAAGUUUGAGCAGCCGCUCAAGGCUUCGGGCGACGGGCUGGACGAGGCGGUGAGGGUGCUGCUGAGCUGGCAGAAGAUCAAGCAGAUGAACUCGCAUGAUUGCCUCAAAUGUGUGAAGCCCCUGAAGAGUGCUUCUGCUGUUAACGGGCGGUCCCUUCUGUCUGCUGCUGCUGAUGUGGCUUGCAACGGGCUCGCUCCUGCCAGUGAUGGUCGGAUUUCUGCAAUGCAACCCUCCACUGCCAGUGAUGGUGGGGUUCCUGCAGGGCAACCCGGUGAGCCACUGGAGCGGGGGAGUCAACCUGUGGAAGCCUCCUGCUGUGAAACCAGGGGACAUUCUUGUUUUCCAGUGAUUCGCAGUGACACACAACGUGCAGCGCUUGAAGAACAUCUGUGCCUUCAAAACCUGCUCCUUCUUCAACGCCGUGCCGCUCACCUCCGCUUUGCAAAUCCAUCCCGACCGUUGAACAUGGCUACUCUUCGCUCCGUGUUCAUCCUCGCUCUGGUCCUCGUCUCUCUCCCCGCGCUCUAUGCCGCAUCCGCGCCAAAGCGGGGCGACGUAACUGCUGAGGGGAGCGCAAGCUUGGACGUGGCGAGUUUGGGCCGCAAGCUGCUGGAAGCGAGCAGCGGUGCGCACGUGGACCACGUGGGUGGCGAGGAGGAGGAGGAGGAGGAGGCGGGGGAGGUGACGGACGACGGGCUGGACGAGGCGGUGCGGGUGCUGCAGAGCUGGAAGCAGUUGAAGGAGCAGAUGCAGCAGGUGAGGGUGCUGCAUGGCCCGGAGUUCUGGGAGCGGAUGAAGGCAUUCAAUGAGCAUUUGAAGGAGAGGAACCGGCGGUACGGAGGCUUGAAGAUGGCUGGGAAGCCGUUUGUAUGGAAGCCUAAGAAGCCGCUCAAGGCUUCGGCGAACGCGGGCAGCAGCACCGGCAAGGGCGCCAAGGGCGCUCUGCAGGCGGGCGGUAGCUCCAUCCUCAAGACCAUGAAGAAGGGGGUCUAA